UAUCGGUCAUCACAAUUAGACUCGGAAGGAUUGGACGACAGAAAAAACAUGCCCUCCAUACUUGGUCGAGCAUUUCUGACUUGGCAAAAUUUUAUCAAGACCUAUCUGCUCAGUUUGCAUUUCGCAUGCAAUCCUACUUUGAAAAUUGUUGGCUCCCAAGUUUACCCCUGUUACAAUUGCAUCCUCGUUGCUGGCAGCUACCCCGCAGCGUCCCUCUAUAAAGCCCGGCAAUAACGAACUAUUGGAACGACUCGGAAGUGAUUAAGGCUAUCAUCAUGAGUGACAUUCGCGAGGACCAGGGUACCGGGUCGGUCGAUCCAAAGUCUGACCCCCAGUACAUCCAAUUCAAGUGCCUUCCACCCGGCGACGCCCUGAAUAGAUGGUCGCAUAUGAUCACUAGAGAGCAUGAUUUUCCUGGAGCUCAGGCUAUGCUCUAUGGAGCAGGCGUGCCGAAUGAGAAAAUGAUGAAGAAGGCCCCUCAAAUUGGUGUCGCCACGGUUUGGUGGGAAGGGAAUCCUUGCAACACUCAUUUGCUCGACUUCGGAAAGAUUGUGAAGAAGUCCAUCGAGAAGCAGGAUAUGUUGGCAUGGCAGUACAACGCGGUUGGUGUAUCGGAUGCCAUCACUAUGGGAGGCGAAGGGAUGCGCUUCUCAUUACAGUCCCGUGACCUCAUUGCCGAUAGUAUUGAGACUGUCACUUGUGCUCAACACCACGAUGCGAAUAUUUCCAUCCCAGGUUGUGACAAGAACAUGCCUGGCGUCGUGAUGGCCGCUGCACGCCAUAAUCGGCCAUUUAUCAUGAUCUACGGUGGCACGAUCCGCAAAGGCAACUCAAACCUCUUGGAAAAGGAGAUUAACAUCAGUACUUGCUAUGAAGCAUCUGGCGCUUAUGCUUAUGGGCGGUUGAACGCAAAGACCAACCCUGGUAGCGAGGGCCGUACACCGAGCGAUGUCAUGUCAGACAUUGAACGUCAUGCUUGUCCCGGGGCAGGUGCAUGUGGUGGAAUGUAUACCGCAAAUACUAUGGCCACUGCUAUCGAGGCGAUGGGACUGACGUUACCGGGCUCAUCUUCCUAUCCGGCACUCUCACCCGAGAAAGCACGUGAGUGCGAACGUGCCGGCGAGGUGAUCAAGACGACCAUGGCUAGGGACAUCCGCCCACGAGAUCUUAUCACCAAAGAAUCGUUCGAGAAUGCUUUGGUGAUUACCAUGAUCCUCGGUGGGUCGACGAAUGGUGUGCUGCAUUUUUUAGCCAUGGCCAACACAGCGGAAGUGCCUCUGACCAUCGACGAUGUUCAGAGAGUGAGCGACAAGACGCCCUUCUUGGCGGACCUAGCGCCAAGUGGAAAGUACUACAUGGAAGACCUUUAUAAGAUUGGCGGAACACCUUCGGUUCUGAAGAUGCUCAUUGCUGCUGGCCUCAUCAAUGGAGACAUUCCAACUGUCACCGGCAAAACUUUGGCUGAGAAUGUUGCAGACUGGCCAAGUUUACCGCCAGACCAGAAGCUUAUUCGUCCCUUAUCUGACCCUAUCAAGGAGUCUGGUCACAUCCGCAUCCUCCGGGGCAACUUUGCACCUGAAGGGGCUGUAGCAAAAAUCACUGGUAAAGAAGGUUUGAGCUUUACAGGUGAAGCACGAGUGUUUAAUGCAGAACACGAGCUGAAUGCUGCAUUGACUCGUGGUGAGAUCCCCCGCGGGGGAAAUCUAGUGCUUAUCGUUCGGUAUGAGGGGCCUCGUGGUGGCCCAGGUAUGCCAGAGCAGUUGAAGGCUUCUGCUGCAAUCAUGGGAGCUGGCUUGAGCAAUAUUGCGUUGGUGACUGACGGUCGAUACAGCGGAGCCAGUCACGGCUUUAUCGUCGGGCACGUCACACCAGAAGCAGCUCGUGGUGGCCCAAUUGCACUAGUCAAGGAUGGUGAUACGAUCACCAUCGACGCGGUGAGGAACCGAAUCGAUAUCACGAACGUCGAUGAUGCGGAGCUCGAUGAGCGUAGGAAGGCUUGGAAGCCGCCAGCCCCUCGCGUUAGGAGAGGCGUGCUAGCGAAAUACGCACGCCUGGUUGGAGAUGCUAGUCAUGGUGCUGUGACUGACCAAUGGGAGGAUGAUAUCGCUGUCCCCAAAUAAAACACCCAGAAACAUAAUAGUCGAAGUACAUUCCCACUUAUGAAUUACCGGCUGUGUAGUGAAGCAUUUAUCAUUCAAUAGAGAAAGAAAUUGU
This is a messenger RNA of Truncatella angustata, 2214 nucleotides long. RefSeq names its product dihydroxy-acid/6-phosphogluconate dehydratase. NCBI's taxonomy places the organism in Eukaryota, Fungi, Ascomycota, Sordariomycetes, Amphisphaeriales, Sporocadaceae. Gene Ontology annotation, biological process: branched-chain amino acid biosynthetic process. Gene Ontology annotation, cellular component: mitochondrion. The record is from RefSeq and is a predicted model, not a curated record. The coding region runs from base 276 to 2120 and encodes 614 amino acids. Gene Ontology annotation, molecular function: dihydroxy-acid dehydratase activity. The transcript is spliced from 4 exons.